Galdieria sulphuraria is the source of this 2565-nucleotide messenger RNA. Its product is annotated as armadillo/beta-catenin repeat family protein. Bases 13 to 2157 code for a protein of 714 amino acids. Gene Ontology annotation, molecular function: protein binding. Gene Ontology annotation, cellular component: GID complex. The transcript has 8 exons. Gene Ontology annotation, biological process: proteasome-mediated ubiquitin-dependent protein catabolic process. The record is from RefSeq and is a predicted model, not a curated record. NCBI's taxonomy places the organism in Eukaryota, Rhodophyta, Bangiophyceae, Galdieriales, Galdieriaceae.
UUGUAUGUAAUUAUGAAAAGCCUUAACGUAGUGAAUACUAGAAGACUAGAUUGGUUUGAGACUGAAGAGAUCAUAUUAAUUGAAAGAGCGAUAUUAUCCAAGACAAAAUGUUUUCGCAAUAGGACAAUGGAUAAGACAUUUGUCGAAGGAAACUUUUGUUUGGAAAAGGAUACAACUGAUACUCUGAAGGAAACUGUAAAGAGAAUAAAAAACCUUUGUGUUGGUCACCCCGCGAAGAAGAGGGAGUACAUACAACAGGGUAUUAUUCCCUCGUUACUAAAACUUAUUGACCGAAAUGACUCAGAGUUAACUUGGCAAAUUUGUGGCACUAUAGGAAUCUUAGCCAACAAUAACGUGACCGGAGCAGAGCAAGUUGUUUCAGCUUCAGGCCUGAGUACCUUACUUUCGUUAUUAUCCUCUAAUGACGAGCGACUAGUGAAACAAGCCUCACAGUGUAUACUUUCAGCAUUGAAAUCUGCAGAAAGCCCUGUAAAGAUUUUCUUGGAGAAUGUUCAACUGUUAGAGAGCGUUUGUAGUUUACUUUGUUAUCCACAGGCACCCACAAGUGUACGAGAAUGCACCUCUGUUAUUCUGACAAGCUGCCUCGAAAAGGCUGAUUUUGAUCAAGUUAUGGACUGGUCUCGAAUAUCAAACUUCUGUUUCGAGAAGAUCAAGUCAUACAACUUGAGUGACCCUAGAACAUUGACGCCCUAUUUAACUAUUUUGAAAUCUCUUACUAUGAGAAAUAGAGAAAUUGGAAAACAGUUUAUCGAACAUAACCUUGUUGAGCUUCUUGUGGAGAUCAUGAGAGGCGUAGACAUGGCUAUGAAAACUCUUGCGUGCAGAGUAUAUACAAAUUUAAUGAACUUUAGUCUUUUAUCAGAAGACCAAGCUUCCAAAGACACUGCAGUUAUCAUUAUGCCUUUAUUGAACAGAAUGUUAUCCAACACAGAUAAAAACAUACGGUUAGAAGGUUGCAAGAUGUUGACUCAAGUUGUUGCUAUCGGAGAAAUCUAUCAAAAACAGGCGUUUGACUGCAACUUGGUUCAUUGUUUGAUAGACCUGGGACGUUGCAUAAGUAUAUCCGAUAUAGAAGCGGCAUGCAUUCUUUUACAAGCAGUAGCGGCUGUAUGUUCUCUUGUGGAGGAAUGUCGUCAUUUAGUAAUCGAAUCCAGAUUGUUUUCAUUGGUGGUCAAUAGUUUGGAUACUUCUUAUCCUGAUUUGAGAAUUGCAGGCUUGUCUGCUUUACGAUCACUCUCUCGUUCAGUUAGAAAUUUACGUGCUUCUUUAGCGGAAGCAGUUUUGAUGGAACCUCUGCUAAGGAGUCUAAGUGAUGAAAAUAAGCAGGUUCAAAUACAAGCACUUUCUACCAUAUGUAAUUUGGUUCUCUAUUUUAGUCCUUUGAAGAACUCAUUUCUUGAAAGCAAUGGCUUGACAACUCUCUUGAAUCUUUGCUAUUCGAAUGAUAAAUCCUUGAAAUACUAUGCUGUAUGGGCUCUUAAGAAUCUUCUAUUUCUUUCUGGUUCCAAAAUGAAAAAGAGAAUUAUUGAGGAGAUCGGAAUGGACUAUAUCUUUUGUUUAAUUGAGAAAGGAGAAGAUUAUUCCUUCCAGGAACAGGGAAUGAACUUACUGCGCAAUCUGACUUGUACUUUUUCAAUAGAAUGUGAAAAGGAAACAAUUUUGGAUUUUAUUGAUGAACAUUGUUAUCGUCUUGUUCUUUGUAUUCAAGAUUCUCUACAAUCUCCCUGCAUGGAAGUUGUAUUACAAGCGUUAUAUGUCGUUUGUAAUUUUGUAGUGGGAAGCGAAAGACACAAACAAGCAAUUUGUAACUCGAAAGUUCCCAUAUUGUUGCUAGAUUUUCUGACCAACCCGAAUUAUCUGAUUCGAAUUGCCGCUAUUUGGUGUAUUAUCAACCUCAUUUGGAAGGAGACGAAUGACAUAAAUGAUGUCGCAAAUCUUGCGGAUUGUCGGAGGGCACGAAUCGCAUCUUUUAUGGAGAUGGGUUAUGAAGAAAUGUUGGAAAAGUUGCUGGUAGAUUCAAAUGUUGAAGUUCGUGGUCGAGCGGAGACGGCCCUUCAGUUACUUCGAGAUCGGACAAUGUCGGAGUCUGCAGAUGAAAAUGAUUAUGAACAAAUGUCACGGGGUAUUUUGCUAUGAGGUGAUAAGUAUUUUAUGGAACUCUUGUUUUGUUGUAAGGAAUGUCAAAUGCCAUUGUCGAUAGGUUUCCAUAUUGAUUAGUUGCUACCAAAAAAAAAGAGUAUUGAUCUUAUUAGAGGCUUUGAUUUCUUCUAUUGCUAUUUGUGAUUUGUUUUCAUUGGCACAGUUAUGGUUUCAAGUUUCUUUUAUACAAUAGUGUUACAGUAAAACAAUGGAAACGUAAGUCAAAAAAAUUAUCUAACAGUAUUGUACAACGUUAUCGAGAAUCGGGUUCAUCCUCUCGACUUUCUGUCUUGGAAUGCAGACACAAUGUUUGCAAAAUGUCUUGAAAAGAGUCUAUCUUGCUUCGCAUCUGACUCACUUCAUGUUGAAUCAUAUUCAAUCUUCCAUAAAUGUUUUCAAGCAGUC